Messenger RNA from Nycticebus coucang (slow loris), 3031 nucleotides. RefSeq names its product tRNA methyltransferase 10A (gene TRMT10A). Gene Ontology annotation, molecular function: tRNA binding. The record is from RefSeq and is a predicted model, not a curated record. The transcript is spliced from 7 exons. The coding region runs from base 41 to 1060 and encodes 339 amino acids. Lineage: Eukaryota; Metazoa; Chordata; Mammalia; Primates; Lorisidae. Gene Ontology annotation, cellular component: cytosol; nucleoplasm; nucleus. Gene Ontology annotation, biological process: tRNA N1-guanine methylation.
GAUAUCAAAAGUUGCCUUUCAGUUUCAGAGUCACAAAAUAAUGUCGUCUGAAAUGCUGCAAAAUUUUAUUGAGUCUUCUAAUGUUGAAAAAAAGCAAGACUUAAGUGAAGAUCAAGCGCAGAGCCAGAAGCCAAGAUUAGGUGAAGGGUUUGAACCAAUAUCUAAACGGCAAAUGAAAAAAAUUAUAAAACAGAAACAAUGGGAAGAACAACGAGAACUCCGAAAACAAAAGCGAAAGGAAAAACGCAAGAGAAAGAAAUUAGAGCGACAAUGUCAACUGGAAUCAAAAUCAGAUGAAAGUGACAGAAAACGUAUUCGAAGACAUGCUGUUCACAGCACCCUCCGCCUUAUCAUUGACUGUAGUUUUGAUGACUUGAUGGUUUUAAAGGACAUUAAGAAACUUCAUAAGCAGAUUCAGCGAUGUUAUGCAGAAAACCGCCGAGCACUGCACCCUGUGCAGUUUUACCUGACAAGCCAUGGAGGCCAGCUGAAAAAAAACAUGGAUGAAAAUGACAAAGGAUGGGUCAACUGGAAGGAUAUACACGUCAAAUCAGAGCACUAUUGUGAACUCAUGAAAAAAGAAGAUCUGGUUUAUCUUACAUCAGAUUCACCUAAUGUACUGAAGGAAUUAGAUGAAUCAAAGGCCUAUGUGAUUGGAGGAUUAGUAGAUCACAACCAUCACAAGGGACUCACAUAUAAACAAGCGUCAGAUUAUGGACUUGAUCACGCACAGCUCCCUCUUGGAAAUUUUGUGAAGAUGAAUAGCAGAAAAGUUCUGGCAGUUAAUCAUGUGUUUGAGAUUAUUCUGGAAUACCUGGAAACAAGAAACUGGCAAGAAGCCUUUUUUACUAUCUUGCCCCAGCGGAAAGGAGCUGUUCCCACAAACAAAGCCUGUGACAGUUCUUCCCAUGACAAACAAUCUGUCAGGGUUGAGGAUGGAUCAGACAGUGAUUCCAGUGGGGAAGAAGAUAGCAGAAAUGAACUAAAUUCACCACAUGAGGAAGAAAAGCAGGAUAAGGAAAAUAGCACUGAAUCCACAGAGAACUGUGUACCACUCUAAUGUUACCUGGUUUUCUUUUGGUUUAAGGAAAAACGAGAAAAUGAGGUGCUUCACAGAAUAUUGCUCUUAUUUGUCAUUAUUACUAAUUUUUUUUAUUAAUAUUAAAUCAUAGCUGUGUACAUUAAUGCAAUCAGGGGGCACCAUACACUGGUUUUAUAAACAGUUUGGUACAUUUUCAUCACACUGGUUAACAUAGCCUUCCUGGCAUUUUCUUAAUUAUUGUAUUAAGACAAUUAUAUUCUACAUUUACUAAGUUUCUCAUGUACUCUUAUAAGAUGCACCGCAGGUGUAAUCCCACCAAUUCCCCUCCCUCCACUCAUCCUCCCUCCUCCCUCUCCUCCCUUUCCCCCUUCCCCCUAUUCUUAGGUUAUAACUGGGAUAUAGCUUUCAUAUGAAAGCCAUAAAUUAGUUUCAUAGUAGGGCUGAGUACAUUGCAUACUUUUUCUUCCAUUCUUGAGAUACUUUACUAAGAAGAAUAUGUUCCAGCUCCAUCCAUGUAAACAUGAAAGAGGUAAAGUCUCCAUCUUUCUUUAAGGCUGCAUAAUAUUCCAUGGUGUACAUAUACCACAAUUUAUUAAUCCAUUCGUGGAUCGAUGGGCACUUUGGCUUUUUCCAUGACCUAGCAACUGUGAAUUGGGCUGCAACAAACAAUUUUUAAAACUUUUUUUUGGAGCUGAUAGUAAUAAAAAGCCCUGUAAACUUAGUGAGAAAGUUUUUUUCUUGUUUUUGCAUAAGAAGAUUUAAAUGUAAAUGUGAAUUUUUUAAAGUUUGGGGGGACCUCAAGUGAUAGUUUCUAGAGAAUUUUACUUUCUUAGUAUUCCCUUCAUUCUCUUUCAUUUACUGGAUUAUAUUCAGAAUGUGCCUUCUGACCUUCCAGUUUUAUUAUUUUAUGUUCACAUCAUUAUCUUUCUGAUCAAUUGUUUACAUAUUUGUGGGGGCAGAUAUUUAUAAGUACCUAUAAGUCUACCAGAAUGUUACUUUCUGUUUGUACCUUUUAUUUUCGAUGUAGUUACUUCAAUGAAAUAGUAAUUUUAGGAAGAAGUUUGAGUUUGACAAACUCAACAAAAUUCAUUUCUUUUGAACUAUGGAGCCCACAUCUGUUCCUUCUUUGUGUUGCCUUUUUAUGGUUCUGAAGUAAUUACUGGGGAGUUGAGCGUCUCUUUAAUACGUUUUCUGAAUUCUUAUAGUGGUAAUAAAUUAUUUCAGUUUAAAAAAUUAAAUUUUUGGAGGUUGAAUUAUUUUAUACAGCUGUUACUUUUGAAAGAUUAAUUUUGUCUUUACCUAGAUUUAAAAUGAAAUAGCUCUUAGCAGCUGUCCUUUCCUUCCAUUUUUUUAAACAAAAUACCUUUUGUUUUUUAAAGUGAAUAGUUGAUAUAUGCAUUUGCCUCCUAUCUUAUGAUAAUGUUCAAACUGAUAUGAAUGUUUUGUAAAUAUCAUACACAUGUAUGAAAAUCUGUAUAAUUGUAUUUACAUCUUUUUUCUACUUCAUGUAUGCUUCUUAAUUACUAAUUGAUAACAUGAUAGAUUUGCCAUAUGUUUGUAUUAUUUCUAUGAAUGGUUGUGUUGAACACACUAAACAAUUUGAGUUUCAGUAAGUGUAAAAAUCCAUAAUUAAACAUAUAUAUGGGAAAUUUGGCAAGGGAGGAUAGAGCAAAAGAAAAAUGUUUUAGUUCAUAGUAAUAAAGCAGUUAAAUGUUUAUAGUAAAAUAACUGUUCUCUGGUAUAGUUAGAGUAAGAUUUUAGGAGCCUUUUCUAAAUUUGGAUGAAAUAAGUUGCUUUGUUUUUUUAAAACAUAAAAGUUAUAUUAAAAAGUGCAUAAGUUAUUUAUGUGAAUUCUAACUAGAAACUUUAUUGGAUUUAGGAUUGAUAUUCACUGUCUUUUGUUUUUCGUUGCUUAUUCUUAGUAAUCUAUUAUAGUUAUCUAUGUUAAAGUAAGUCUGUAAGCAAGGUAUAUAAAUAAAAGUCCUACAG